AUGGAAGAGAGGAAAAAGAAAGGAUCCUGGGAGCCACAGAGCUUACAAACUGCUAUUGGUAAGGUUAUGUCAAAAGAACUGAGUGUAAGAAAAGCUGCAAUGCAAUACAAUAUUCCUAAAAGCACUAUACAUGAUAAAAUAAAGGCCCUAAAUCGAGGAGAAGAAGUAACAAUGAAACUAAAGUUAGGUAGGUUCACUAGCACCUUCUCAGCAGAGUAUGAACAAGUCUUGGUGGACCACAUUAAAGAUUUAUCGAAUAGAUGCAUGCCGCUCAUGAAAAAGGAGUUUCUAAAAUUAGCAUACGACUUAGCUGAAGUCAUGAAGAUUCCUCAUCGAUUUAAUAAAGAAAAAGGCAGUGCUGGUAAACAUUUUUACUACGACUUCAUGAAAAGGCAUUCUGACAUUUCGUUGAGAGCACCGGAAUCGACAAGCAUGAUGCGCGCCGUAGGAUUUAACAAACCACAAGUGGAUCUAUUCUACGACAACCUUGAAAAGCUGAUGAAACAGUACAAAUUCACACCCUCAAGAAUUUAUAACUGUGAUGAAACUGGUGUCAGUUGCGUGCACAAACAUCAAAAAGUUCUCGCUCCGAAAGCCAUCCGUCAAGUAGGUAAGCUCACUUCUGCUGAGAGAGGCAAAAACAUCACAGUUUUGUUCUGUAUGAGUGCUAACGGUCACUACAUACCCCCAUUUUUCGUAUUUCCUAGACAAAGAAUGAAUGAAAGGCUUAUGGUGAAUGCUCCAGCUGAGAGCAUCGGUGUGGCCCAGCCAAAAGGGUGGAUGAAUAGUGACUUUUUUUGCAAUAUCUAA
Parnassius mnemosyne (clouded apollo) is the source of this 810-nucleotide messenger RNA. The record is from the annotation of a GenBank genome assembly. NCBI's taxonomy places the organism in Eukaryota, Metazoa, Arthropoda, Insecta, Lepidoptera, Papilionidae.